Messenger RNA from Knipowitschia caucasica, 2469 nucleotides. The record is from the annotation of a GenBank genome assembly. Lineage: Eukaryota; Metazoa; Chordata; Actinopteri; Gobiiformes; Gobiidae.
AUGGACGGAGGGGCUGACGGGAGCCAAAGCGAGGCGUCCGGCGUCUGCUUGCAGCUGGACCUGGGGGACACCGAUUCAGCCAGAAAAUUGCAGAUAACAGAGAUGCCAUCACCAUUUGGAGCAGGUCAAACUCAUGACAAGAAGAUAGGCCACCGAAGGGUCGAUGCCUCUGGGGAGACAACAUACAAAAAGACCACCUCUUCAGCACUGAAAGGGGCCAUCCAGCUGGGCAUCGGCUAUACGGUCGGCAACCUCAGCUCCAAACCAGAGCGAGAUGUGCUAAUGCAAGACUUCUAUGUGGUGGAAAGCAUCUUCUUCCCCAGUGAAGGCAGUAAUCUCACCCCAGCACACCACUACCCAGACUUUCGCUUUAAGACAUAUGCUCCGGUGGCCUUUCGCUACUUCAGAGAGCUGUUUGGGAUCAGACCAGAUGACUACCUGUAUUCUCUUUGUAAUGAACCUCUGAUUGAGCUGACUAAUCCUGGAGCCAGUGGAUCAAUAUUCUAUGUCACCAGUGAUGAUGAGUUUAUCAUAAAAACUGUGCUACAUAAGGAGGCUGAAUUCCUGCAGAAACUGUUGCCUGGAUACUACAUGAACCUGAACCAGAACCCAAGAACCCUGUUGCCAAAGUUUUUUGGACUUUAUUGUGUCCAGUCUGCGGGAAAAAAUAUCAGAAUCAUUAUCAUGAACAACAUUUUACCACGCUCAAUACGAAUGCACCUUAAAUUUGAUCUAAAAGGAUCGACAUGUAAGAGACGUGCAUCAAAAAAGGAAAGAGAGAAAGCCAAGCCCACUUUCAAAGAUCUGGACUUUCUCAACGAUGUCCCAGAAGGCAUCUCACUUGACCAGGAGACCUAUAAUGCUCUUGUGCGCACUUUGCAAAGAGACUGUUUGGUUCUGGAAAGUUUCAAGAUCAUGGAUUACAGUCUCCUGCUUGGCAUCCACAACAAAACUGUGGCAGAGAAGGAGAUUCAGUGCCAGGCCUCACCAGCAGGGGGCACUGAUCCCAAGAGACCCAUCCUUCAGAGAGCCUUGUAUUCCACUGCCAUGGAGUCCAUCCAGGGAGACUCCAUGUGCAAGGACACGCUGGACCAUGAUGCCACAAUGGGAGGGAUUCCAGCACUUGGCCCUAAAGGAGAAAACCUUCUUCUUUUUGUUGGAAUCAUUGACAUCCUGCAGUCCUACAGGCUGCUGAAGAAACUCGAGCACUCUUGGAAGUCACUUAUUCACGACGGGGACACCGUCUCAGUGCACAGACCUUGCUUCUAUGCUGAACGAUUCUUCAGAUUCUGCUCUUCAACCGUGUUCAGGAAAAGCUGCUCUCUUCGGCCCUCUCCGUCCAAGCGAGGUCGAGGAACCCUGUCUGCUUCCCGAUCCAACGCAGGGUCCACGUCACAUCGGCCUUCGCUGACCGAAGACCGCCGGGAAAACAUGGACAAUCUAGAAAAUCUUAGAGGAGCACGGAGUUUCCCCAUGCUGCAGGACAGUGGCAGAGAUCCGCCCCACACUCCUCCUUCAUUUGAAGAUGCCACCACUGCAUCGAUCGCCACCACCCUGUCGUCCAACAACUCAUUACCCACAACCCCCUUCGACACGCCCGAGCACCCGCGCUUCCGGAGACAGAUGCUGUCCCCCAGUGUGACCAGGUCCCAGAAGGAGAUUGUGGAAGUCCAUGAGGAAAAGCAAGACACUAUCACAGUAGAAGUGCAGCUCAGUAAAAUUCCCAACAGCACCGAGCUCACCAAAGCUACAGAGAAGAUAUCAUUAGAGUGCAUGUCACCAGAGCACCUCCCUAAGGACCCCCCCACAUCCAGCGCUCCAGGCCCUUGUUCCUCCUCCACACUGCCCUCUCGCACCUCCUCUGCUCCUCUGUCUUCCCACUCCUCCGCCACACUCGCAACCUCCACGAUACAGCCCUCCACGAAGCCCCUCCAUUCCCCUACCAGUUUACGCGUUCCCGUUUUGACUCCGGUGUUACCAGAUAUUACCUCAGCACCCACAUCUGCUUUUAUUCCCAUUUGGCCUGCCUCUUCAGAAAGUUUCUCCCAAAGCUCCAGCGACCAGCCCAUUUUGACCCAGCCCACUCCAAACCAACCCACCCAAACACAGCCCACCCCAAACCAACCAACCCAAACACAGCCCACCCCAAACAAAACCACUCAGAUUCAGCCCACCUCAACCCUGUCCACCCCACAUCCCUCAGGUCCUCAGCCCCCCCCUCGCCGCCCUCCACUGACAUCCAGCCAACACCUAUCCGUAUCCAGCAGCAACAACUCGCUGGAAGGUGAAGUCCAGGUUUCUGACAUCUACUUUUACGCAGACGGCAGAUACUGGGUGUACUCCCCAGUACUGGGCCGUCGUAAACUCAAUUCUAGUUCGAGUUACAGUACUCAGGAUGACCAGAGCUGGAUCUACUCUCCUCUGCACCCCAGCUCGAGAAGAGGAUCCGAAGGGGAGAGCGAGACCUAA